CGAUUAUUAUCCUAGAAUUUUUGCAACAUUCGAUCAGUGUCCUGCAUUCGCUCGCAUUUCUCAUUCUGUGCAGUGUUGAGUGUCGUGUGUUGGUGUAUCUCGAGGCGAUUUUCCUUGCCAAGGCUGAAAAAGUGUUUUCUACAGUGUCGAGUUGAGUGCAACACCCGAUAAAUUCCCACUUGAAUGCUGACAAGUUCGCCUACUACGAUUAUCAAAAGCCCCAUUCAGCUAAUUGAAAAUAUCCGCAAAUUCCAAGGCAACCCUGUGGUUAAUAUUGGUUUUGGGUGGCGCAAGCCCUGAAAUUCUCCUACACGUUGCCGUUUCAAUUCCGAUAUGAAAAUGAAGAUUUAUAAACUUUUAAUUUUAAAUCGUAUUAUUAGAAGCCCUAUGAUGACUCUAUUUCAGUGUGAUUUUGCCUUAUAAUUUUUUUUUCGCUAACUGUGAGGUUAGAAUAAUUUUUCUAGUCCUUGGAAUUUAUUGCCAGGAAUCUUGUGACGUGAUCACCCACUGAUUUGCUCAUACUUAAAAGUAGUGACUAAUCAAUUGAACAUUAAAAAGAGUUUCAAAUUUUGAAACAUUCCUUCUAAGGAUAUUCCUAUUAUUGAAUUAAUGUAUUUUCUCAAGUCUCAUUCUAUUAUGUAUUCAAGUGACUUUAACAGAUAUAUUAAGGUUUGCUGUGGGAAAUAUUUGGAUAGGAUUUGCGAAAUAUCCGCAAACAAGCUGCACCAGAUCGAAUGCUCUUUCUUUUCCACUGAGGCUGCAUACCGAUCGAAGAAUGACCCUGGAGAUUGACAGAGGCUACUAGAAGCUUUGCAUUAUGGCUACUUGACAUUUAUUUGAUGUCUUUUGAAUAUUUGAUGAGCCCUAUUAAUGGUAAAUGGUCUUGGAUAGCAUUUGUCUCUAGGUGUCAUUUGUGUUAAUUUAAACUGGACGUGCGGCUAAGAGCAUGUGGAAAAGGAUAAAAACACAGACUUAGAUGUUGGACACUUUCUAAGAUUUAAUCCUUUUGAACUGUGGGUGGAUUGUGAGUGUUUCGGAGGACUUAUACUGAUACACAAUACGUUUUUUUGCGUCUAUUAUUUGAAAUUUUUAAUUAUAAUAUUAUUUGAAAAAUUGAAUUGCAUUAAGUAGUGAUUUUUGAAAAUUUUGUGAACUUUGGACUUUCUACGACGCGCGAAAUGGGGAGCGAUAAUAUUUUUAGUGUGCUUUUUGGGAAGAAGAAAAAGCUGAAUACGAGGAUUUUGGAACAGAAUGAAGGACUCUUGGGAGGGGAUCCGGUGAAUGAAUACAAAAUGUUCAUCAACAAAGGUCAAGAUGACGAGAUGGAGAUUUUCUACUACCGCACAAGUUCUGUGAAAACGGCGAUCACUUAUUUGGGUUUUAUUUUGACUUGCGGAAUACUCAGACUGGUUUACCAUUGGAUACCACAUCUUUAUCUAAUUUCUACUUGUGUUAAAUGCAAGAUUUCUGAUGCUGAAAAAAUUCUUAUAGUGGAACUGUAUAAUGGAAACCACAAAAUCUACCAUGUAAAAUCGCUAAGAACCCUAACGCCAGAGAGUGUAGCCAAAAUGAAAAUCGACGAUGAUACUUUGCACCAUCAAAACACUGAAAAUGUUACGAUUCCACAAGCUUUAUCUGUGCAUUUUGAAAAAGGAGAAUUCAGAGACGUAGACAAGCUCCUUUUGUUCUCCGUUAAAAAAGUUACAUACCUCUAUGAUAAAGAAAAACGAGAGUUUGCUAAAUUGGCUGGACUGGAUAGUGGGGUUUCUUGUGAUGUUUUCCAUCAGUACCAACCUUUGAACUCUAGCGAGAAUUUCACAAGAAGACUUGUUUAUGGAUCCAAUUUGAUCGAAGUAAAAGAAACAUCAAUCACAACUCUUUUAUUCCUAGAAGCUCUAAAUCCUUUCUACAUUUUCCAAAUUUUAAGUUUCAUUCUAUGGUUCAGCGACGAAUAUUAUUACUACGCUUCAGCGAUUUUAGCAAUGUCGCUAUUCGGUAUCGCUAUGACUGUGAGGCAAACCAGAAAGAAUCAGAGAAAUCUCAAAUCAACGGUUCACUGUAGCGAUGUUUGUACGGUAUUGAGGCGUUCCUCUAACGAAACCGAUUAUGAUGAGUUGAACGAUCACGGAUAUACUACAGAAGUUGUAUCCACGAAUUUACUGGUUCCUGGAGAUAUUUUGGAAAUUCCUUCUCAUGGUUGUAUUAUGCAUUGCGAUGCCAUUUUGUUGACUGGGAAUUGUAUUUUGAAUGAAGCUAUGUUAACAGGUGAAAGUGUUCCAGUAACAAAAACCUCCUUGCCAAACUUCUCCACCAUCUUCGAUCCAAAAGAACAUGCAAGACACACUCUCUUUUGUGGCACCCACGUAAUUCAAACUCGAUACUUUGGCAACGAAAAAGUCCUGGCAGUGGUAAUCAGAACUGGAUUCUCAACAGCAAAAGGAAGCUUAGUGCGCAGCAUCCUAUAUCCACCCCCGGUGGACUUUAGGUUUGAGAAAGACAGCUAUAAAUUUGUUAUUUUCCUGGCGUGUAUUGCAGGCACUGGCUUUUUGUAUACUGUCGUUACGAAGGUACUGAAAGGAGUGUCGGCUAGGGAUUUGAUUUUGCAAGCUUUAGAUUUGAUAACUAUUGUGGUGCCACCUGCUUUACCGGCAGCAAUGACCGUUGGAAGAUUUUAUGCCCAAAUUAGGCUGAAAAAUAAAAAUAUUUUUUGCAUUUCCCCAAGGAGCAUUAACGUUUCAGGAGGCCUCAAUUGCAUUUGUUUUGAUAAGACUGGUACUUUAACAGAAGACGGCCUAGAUUUGCUUUGCGUGGUACCAACAAACGAAAAAUUGUUUAAUUCUCCAGUAUCAACAGUAGACACGAUGCCUUACGACACGUUCCAUCGCGGUUUAGUUUGCUGUCAUUCUCUGACUAUAAUCGACAAUCAAAUAGUCGGAGAUCCUUUAGAUCUGAAAAUGUUCGAAUCCACCAAAUGGCAAAUGGAUGAAUCAGAACUUGCUGAUAAUAAUAAAUUUAAUAUGAUCUUUCCAACAGUAUUUAAGCCUCCUAAAAAUACGGCUCAUCCUAAUGAGAAUCUUGAUGAGGAAUUACAAAUUGGUGUUUUACGUGAAUUUCCAUUUUCGAGCAGUUCUCAACGUAUGGGCGUAAUAAUGAGACGCCUAAGCGGUACCCACUUCGAAUAUUACUGCAAAGGCUCGCCCGAAAUGAUACUUAAUUUUGUGAAACCAGAAACCGUCCCGGCAGAUUUCCAUGACAUUUUAGAAAGUUACACUCAGGAAGGUUACCGAGUUAUCGCAAUGGCUCACAAGGAACUGAAAAUGGGUUACGCCAAAGUGCAAAAAGUUCAACGGGAAGUUAUCGAAAACGAUUUGACGUUUUUGGGAUUGAUUGUGCUGGAGAAUAGGCUGAAACCUGAGACUUUUCCUAGCAUUCAGGCGCUAAAUGAAGCUCACAUACGGGUUAUAAUGGUUACAGGGGAUAACAUUUUGACUGCUAUAUCUGUUGCCAAGGAUUGUGAUAUAGUGCUUCCAACACAAAGUAUUAUUACUGUGGAUUGUGAUAAUAAUAAUCCACCUAAUUUACAUUAUAGGCUUACUAAUACUAAAGAUCGGAGCAAAUCUGUCAAAGAUGCCUCUAUUAUGUCAAAUUCGGCUAGUGUAGUUAGUCUAGAAACUCUUGAAAGUCAGCUGCAAAGUAAUUCAGUCGCCAGGAAUGGUUUUGUAGAAUCUGGAAAUGGUGUGGUUAAAUCAGGAGAAUUGAUGAAUAAUUAUCGGUUUGCUAUGACUGGCAGAACAUGGGGUGUUGUCAAAGAGUAUUAUCCCGAAUUGUUGCCAAGGAUUUGUACACGAGGUACUGUAUUUGCGAGAAUGUCCCCGGAACAAAAGCAACAGUUGGUCCAGGAGCUUCAAGGCUUGGGUUAUUGUGUUGGUAUGUGUGGUGAUGGCGCCAACGACUGCGGAGCCUUAAAAGCAGCCCACACCGGAAUCUCCCUCUCAGAAGCCGAAUCCAGCGUAGCCUCUCCAUUUACCUCAAGAAACCCGAACAUCACUUGUGUUUUGGAUGUCAUUCGUGAAGGCCGUGCAGCUCUGAUAACAAGUUUUGGUAUUUUUAAGUAUAUGGCCGGGUAUUCUUUAUGCCAAUUUGUUUCCGUUUUAAUACUUUAUUCUAUAGAAAGCAAUCUUACCGACAUGGAGUAUUUGUUUAUUGAUUUGGCUAUUAUUUCGAUAUUUGCGUUCUUUUUUGGCAAAACCGAAGCGUAUCAAGGAAAGUUACAUAAACAAACCCCUCUUAGUAGUUUGAUAAGUUUUAGUCCAAUUUUAUCUUUACUUGUUCAUAUGGCUUUUGUGAUAUUUUUCCAAAUGGCUGCAUUUGAACAUUUAAAAUCUGAGCCUUGGUAUGUUCCAUUUAAUAAUACCAAUGACAGUGAAGAUUUCGCUUGCUGGGAAAAUUAUACUAUUUAUACUAUAUCAAGCUUUCAAUAUAUUAUAUUAGCCAUAGUAUUUUCUAAAGGUUAUCCUUAUAGAAAAUCGAUAUUUUCAAAUUACGGGUUUAUUAUAUCUUCCAUUUUUAUGACUGCUAUUUCUGUGUACUUGGCCAUUUAUCCUGCUGAAAUCGUACAAAGAUUUUUUGAACUUAAACUGCCAGAAAGUAUGGAUUUCCGUUUGUAUAUUUUAGGAUACGCAAUGGCUAAUUUUGUUGUUAGUAUGUUCGUGGAAAACUUUUUUAUUGAAAAAAUCGUUUUUAAAAGAUUAAGAUUCAAAUUCCACGAUGCCGACAAAUCAAAGAAGAAAUAUUUGGCUAUUGAAAGGGACUUGAAAAAAGAACGAAAAUGGCCUGUACUUACGUCUGAUUUUAAGAGUGCUGCUAGUCCUUUAAGUCCAGCUCCUGAAUGUCAUGCUGAAAUUGUUGUCGAAAAAGAAUCUACAUUUGGUAAAAACCACGUACUUAAUAAGCUCCUUGAUAACAACGGUAACAAUGGCAUAAUAUCGUGUCCAAAUUCGGCUUUUACAACUCCCACGCACAUUUUGGCAACACCUAAUCAUCAAUACAGCACUCCUAGCCAUCAAAUGCCAUCGCCAGCUCACAAAUUAUCAUUAAAUAAUCACGAAACUGGCUAUUUUUCCCAAGAAAACUUAGAUUUUUCCAGUCUUCCUUCUGAAAAUAAUUAUUCUAGUCCCACCAAAAGUGACACGUUUAAAUCAGUAAGUAACAAUCAGAGCAGCUACGAUAUGGCUAGUUCUGAACUCAAUAUUCCUGAUAUACCUUUCGAUGAUGCUUCCGUAACUGUAAUGAAUUCGCCCACUAAGUCCAUUGACAUAUCAUUUGGAAAUCAGCGUGGCGACUAUGAGAAUUCCCCUAGAAAUUAUUCGCACUUUAAUUCGUUUGGUAUCAGCAAAAGUCCUCCGGAAGGCGCGAACGAAAACAAUUUACGUUUAGAAUUAAAUAAUUUCGACACUAAUAGGUGAUACGAUAAGGUUGUAGUUAAGGUUUUGAUUUUCAUUUAUAGAUGACACUUUUUUAUUGGUUAAAAGGAUUUGAUUCAGAAACUUGAUUAAAUAACUGUUCAGGGUGUUUUUUGACUUUGGCAAAAAAAGUCAAAAAAAUUGAAGAAACAAAAAAAAAAUGACGUGGUGUUGUUUCGGGAAUUGGGACUUUUUUUUGGUUUAUUUUGCAUUAUUUGAAGUGAGAAGCAUUUUUGGACUAGUAGCUUGAGAUAGACCUUGUUAGAGAUGGUUUACUAACUUAGGUUUAUAGUGGAGCUUGUUUGCUUAACUGGAAGUUUAAAUGAUGAUAAAACUAGAAAUCUCAUUUUCGUAAAGGCAAAUCAUCAAAGAAAAUUCGUAUCCAAUAUCGACAUUGUCAGUUAGCAAAUUAUGAGAAGUGCAAAAAGUUUAAGCAAGGAUUAACAGCAAUCUUUUUUUCUACAGUAACUGCCGUUUUAAAACUUGUAAAUAAUUAAAACUUACACCUGAAUCCAAAAAUGCUUCUCGCUUCUCAGUACUUAAAUAUAUGUUUUAAAACAAGAGUACUUACAAUUUGUGGUAGGCCAAAAAACUUUUAUUUCAAAAAAAUCAUAAAAUGGUUCCUAUUUUUUUAUUGCCAUUCAUAGUAAGAAAUCUAUUGGGUAAACAAAAUAUUGACUUUUGUAGAUUCAAAAGUUGCCAUGGGUUUUGGGUUUGGGUAUAAGGCCUAAGAUAAGGCAAAUAGUUAUAAAUAAAUGUGUGUGUAUAUUACUAGUGUCAUGUAUCAUCCAAUAAUAAUAUAUUAAAUUGUGUGUUUAUUGUGCAUCUAGUUACCAGAAUAAUUUAAAAUUAAUAUGGACCGUCCAUCGAUUUCAAUCUGAUACUCCAAAGAAGGAAUGUGAGCUGGUGGCGCACUACGUUAGAACGCCAAUGGUUACCAGACGUCACACUUGUUUUUGCUAUACCCUCUCGCUCCUCAUACGGAAAGUGUCAGCAGAUCAAAAACGACGGACAAUAUUGCAUUUUUUCUAAAAUUUAUUGUUAUUAAUUAAAUAAUCACUUAUUUAUGUUUUAGUAAUCUUGCAUUGCAAGUUUCUUUAAAAUUGUUCAAGAAAUAUUAAAGAUGGUUGUACUAUAAGCAAAACACUGUAGUGAUAGUAAUUUUGUGAUUAAUUAUUGAACCCGAUGGUAGAAAUUGUUUAUGACUUAUUAAUAGUUGAAAAUGGAAUGUAAUUUAUAAUAAGAAAAUUGUGUUUUAAUAGCAUUAGGAAUUGUUGAAAAUUAUGAGAAAAUGUAUUUUUGUGUAAGAAUAUUGAAUACAUUUUCAAGGGUCCAGAAAUAAAUAUUUACAAAAAUGCAAUUUCUUCAUAAUUUUUUGUUUUUAUGUUUUAUUACUAACAUUGUUUUCUGUUACUAUUAAUAUUCAUUCAUCUACUUAAUCGUGUAUAUGUACCUUUUAGUAUUAUUACACUUAAUUUAUUUUACAAACUAUACAUAUUUACAGGUGAAACUGUAUGUCUAUCUACUUUAUACUUUGUUUUUUUUUCUUCUUAUUUAUAAUAAAUUUAUUUUUAAACAGC
This is a messenger RNA of Ceutorhynchus assimilis (cabbage seed weevil), 7042 nucleotides long. NCBI's taxonomy places the organism in Eukaryota, Metazoa, Arthropoda, Insecta, Coleoptera, Curculionidae. The record is from the annotation of a GenBank genome assembly.